This is a messenger RNA of Astrephomene gubernaculifera, 808 nucleotides long. Lineage: Eukaryota; Viridiplantae; Chlorophyta; Chlorophyceae; Chlamydomonadales; Astrephomenaceae. The record is from the annotation of a GenBank genome assembly.
CUCCUCCCCGAGCGGCCCCAUCCGGGAGGCCCAGCUGCUGGCCGCGGAGGCCUUCGGAGCCGACCAGACCUGGUUCCUGGUGAACGGCUGCUCAGUGGGGAUACAUGCGGCAGUCAUGGCUGUGACGACGGCGGCGGCGGCAGCGAUGACGUCAUCAUCUAGUGGCAGCGGAGGCGGCAGCGGUGGUGAUGGCGGUGUUGGCAGAGGCGGUGCAGGCGGAGGUACCGGAACUCUGUUAGUGGCUCGUAACUGCCAUCUGUCGGCCUUCUCGGCAAUGGUUUUGUCGGGUUGCGAGCCCUACUGGCUGCUGCCGGAGGUCGACCCACGGGUCGGUGUUGCGCAUUGUGUGACCCCUGGGUCGGUCCAGGCGGCGCUGGAGGACGCUGCGGCGCAGGGUCGCAGGGUUGUGGGGGUGCUGGUGGUUUCGCCCACGUACUACGGAGCCGUGGCAGAUGUGGAAGGUAUCUCCCGCGUCUGCCACUUCUACGAUGUACCCCUGCUAGUGGACGAGGCGCAUGGCGGGCACUUCGCCUUCCUGCGUGACCCUCCAACUCCUGCUCCUGCUGCUGGCUCCCUGUCAGAACAAGAACAACACGUCGAACACCCGACACAAAGUCAACACCUGUCACAGCAGCAGCAGGAAGUGGGGCAACAGCAGCACCAGCCACUUUCCUCCGCCUGCAUCUCCUCCCCCACCACCUCUCUCACCUCCCCCACCACUACCGCCCCCCGACUGUCGCUGCCCCGCUCGGCCCUGGCUUGCGGCGCGGAUGUGGUCAUCCAGUCCACCCAUAAGGUGCUGGGGGCC